This is a messenger RNA of Condylura cristata (star-nosed mole), 3420 nucleotides long. It is a transcript of the gene DLST, whose product is annotated as dihydrolipoamide S-succinyltransferase (E2 component of 2-oxo-glutarate complex). Gene Ontology annotation, biological process: tricarboxylic acid cycle. Gene Ontology annotation, cellular component: oxoglutarate dehydrogenase complex. The record is from RefSeq and is a predicted model, not a curated record. Bases 44 to 1411 code for a protein of 455 amino acids. NCBI's taxonomy places the organism in Eukaryota, Metazoa, Chordata, Mammalia, Eulipotyphla, Talpidae. The transcript is spliced from 15 exons. Gene Ontology annotation, molecular function: dihydrolipoyllysine-residue succinyltransferase activity.
UCCGCCCGCCCUCGGCUCCGCUGCCGCUGCCGCCGCCGCCGAGAUGCUCUCCCGGUCCCGCUGCGUGUCCCGAGCGUUCAGCCGCUCGCUCUCCGCUUUCCAGAAGGGGAACUGCCCUCUAGGGAGACGUUCCCUGCCUGGGGUCUCCUUAUGUCAGGGACCAGGUUACCCUGACAACAGGAAGAUUGUCAUUAACAGUAGCAGUGUCUUCACUGUUCGGUUCUUCAGAACAACAGCUGUGUGCAAGGAUGAUGUGGUUACAGUCAAAACCCCAGCAUUUGCAGAAUCUGUCACAGAGGGGGAUGUCAGGUGGGAGAAAGCCGUUGGAGACACAGUUGCAGAAGAUGAAGUGGUUUGUGAGAUUGAAACUGACAAGACAUCUGUGCAGGUGCCAUCACCUGCAAAUGGUGUGAUUGAGGCUCUUUUGGUACCUGAUGGAGGAAAAGUAGAAGGAGGCACUCCUCUUUUCACACUCAGGAAAACUGGCGCUGCUCCUGCUAAGGCCAAGCCAGCUGAAGCACCUGCUGCUGCACCCCCAAAACCAGAGCCUACGCCAUCAGCAGUUCCUCCACCCCCUGCAGUAUCCAUACCCACUCAAAUGCCACCGGUGCCCUCGCCCUCACAACCCCCUGCUAGCAAACCAGUGUCUGCAGUAAAACCCACUGCUGCCCCUCUAGUAGCUGAGCCAGGAGUUGGCAAAGGUCUGCGUUCAGAACAUCGGGAGAAAAUGAACAGGAUGCGGCAGCGCAUUGCUCAGCGUCUGAAAGAGGCCCAAAAUACGUGUGCAAUGCUGACUACUUUCAACGAGAUUGACAUGAGUAACAUCCAGGAGAUGAGAGCUCGGCACAAAGAUGGUUUUCUGAAGAAGCAUAACCUCAAACUAGGCUUCAUGUCAGCAUUUGUGAAGGCCUCAGCAUAUGCCUUGCAGGAGCAACCUGUUGUAAAUGCAGUGAUUGACGAUGCAACCAAAGAAGUGGUGUACAGGGAUUAUAUUGACAUCAGUGUUGCGGUGGCCACCCCAAGGGGUUUGGUGGUUCCUGUCAUCAGGAAUGUAGAAGUUAUGAACUACGCAGAUAUUGAGAAAACCAUUAGUGAACUGGGAGAGAAGGCCCGGAAGAAUGAACUGGCCAUAGAAGAUAUGGAUGGUGGGACUUUCACCAUUAGCAACGGAGGCGUUUUUGGCUCACUCUUUGGAACACCCAUCAUCAACCCCCCUCAGUCUGCCAUCUUGGGCAUGCAUGGCAUCUUUGACAGGCCGGUGGCUGUGGGAGGCAAGGUGGAGGUGCGGCCCAUGAUGUAUGUGGCACUGACCUAUGAUCAUCGGCUGAUUGACGGCAGAGAGGCUGUGACUUUCCUCCGCAAAAUCAAGGCAGCGGUAGAGGAUCCCAGAGUCCUCCUGUUGGACCUUUAGGAGGAACCACAUGCCCUACGCAUUGACCAUGCAGGAACUGAAAACCAGUCUUCUCCCUGCCCCCUCAUGGGUCCUGGGUUAGCCUGGUGAUAGACAGGCACAUGCUGUUGGCAUCAAGCAAGGAAGCCAGGGCUCUAUGUAACCAGCAGUUGCAGGUCCUUCUUGGUGUUCCUGACAGGCUCUCUUCCUCUCUGCACCCAUCAUGCACUCAAUGUCUUGCUUCCCUAGGCUUCAGUGUGGGGGGGAUAGAGAGAGAGAGAGAGAGAGAGCCUCAGUGGAUGCUCGUUAAUAACUCCUGCCUUUCUUCCGUCAGCCCUCCCUCUGCAGAGGUGAUUUUGCUUUUCCCCUGUGCCAGUACACUAUAGGGAAACCAUCAGGGACCAUGUGAGUUUCUGUCUUUUAAGAGUCUGUUCUCCAGAGACACCUCGGAAGGUGCCGUGCUCCCAAGCUAGAGCUGCCUCGUCCUGGCUGUGCACGUACUCACUUGGUUCCACUUGAGUGGAGGUUUUGACUACAGGCCAAGAGGUGCUUUGCUUCUUCAAUGGCACCUUCAUUCCCAGCUGUCACUGACUUCAACAUGCCUCUUCUACCUCUUCCAGGGAGCACAGGCCCGGGGACCUGGGUGGGAGCAGGGUAGGCUCUGUUGAGGAGAGUGGCGGAUAACUGAUAACUCCUUACCUGAGGCUGUAUAAGCAAGACCUGAGCGGAAUCAGACCUGUUGUUCUGCUCUGCCAUAGCCUCACACCAGGAAGACCACAGGCACAGUCGCACAUAGCUUCCAGGCUGCUAGCAACCAUUCUAGCUCAUUGUUCUCAUUUAGAGCAGAUUGUAGCACAUUGUGGCAGUGGGAAAGCGUAGUCACAGCCUAGGGCUGGGGCGAGGUAGACACUGGGGUGAGGGAAGCUCCCUGUGAACUGGCUCAGAUUGACUUGAGCUUUUUAAAUUCUGUUGGUAUAAGCAUGUGAACUGAAGAGGCAGUUCUGCUCCUUCCUGCAUUGUGGCCCUUAGGGAGCAGGCCUUUGCGCUUCUUCUGCGGAACACAGAUAGGGGAGGAUGGACUGCAGGAAACCAGCCCCAGGAUGUUAGUACAUGGUGGAGAAAUGGCUGACCUGUCAGUCUGGGCACAAUCAUUGGACUUCUUGGAGCAUGGUUGAACAUAUACCAGCUGAGAGGAAUUGGGCUUCGUCACCUUGUACCCAGCUACACAGGCCGAGCUGCUGACACCUGGCACAGGGAGCCAUUUCCGUGCAGAGUGCCCUUUGUAUCUGCAACAAAGGAGCGAGACCUGGGGGCGGGGUGGGGGAAAGGGAUGGGAGCCAAAACUGAGUGCCUGCAGCAUCUGCUCUGUCUUCACUAUUCAGAACUCAUAACUAAAUAUUUAAAGAAACUGAUUUUAAAUGCAAAUUAAAGGGCAAAUAUUCUCAAACUGGGUUUCUGAUUCUGCCGUCCUUUGGUUACUGAGUUUGUACAAGUUUCCAGUACUUGAUUGUGCAGUCCCCUUGUGCCUGCUAUCCCAGACUUUAGGCAGAGGUGGGACUCUUACCUACCACCUGGGAAAGCAUCCUGGAUUUUUUUCAGCCCCUUGAAUGAGCAAGCUGUACUGUUGAGAAAUUGGCUCUUACCUUUGUGAAGCCCCUUCAGAAUACCAGCAGAUACUUGGUUUUUGUGGGAGCUUUGAGUUAUUUAUGGAUGGACUGGGUGAGUUGGGGCCUACCAGGUAUGCAUCCUCAGUGCUACAUGUAUAUUAAGGUUUUUUUUUCCAGGUCACUACAGACACCAGGGUAGAUCACAUAGAAGUUAAGUCUGUGAGUGAACAGAAGAAGGCGCUAAUGUAGCUUAACUACAGGUGACUCGCAUGGUGGUCUCCAGGCUUAAACACAGCCCAGUCUUGCUAGCAUUGUUGCCAUUUCUGAAGGUAUGUCAGAAUGAAGUGACUGCAGAGGAUAGAACUAGUAGGUGGAAGAAACAGGUUCAGUGAAAAGAGUUUUUAAAUCAUUAGGUCCAAGGAA